Molecule: messenger RNA, 1983 nt
Organism: Miscanthus lutarioriparius
Lineage: Eukaryota; Viridiplantae; Streptophyta; Magnoliopsida; Poales; Poaceae
Source: the annotation of a GenBank genome assembly
AUGCUGCCUCCUCCUCCGGCGCCUUCGCGGCCCCCGCACCCACCGCUUCUCCACGGCGGCUGUGAGCCCCAGCCUCCCGCGGAAGAAGAAUCAUGCGGGGGAUCCUCCUCGCGGGGCGGGGCCGCCUCCCGCUCCCGACACCGGGGACGCGGCGGCGGCAAGAGCCCACGAGGCGGCCGUCAGGCGGCUGGCGGCGGCGGGCGACGUGGACGGCGUGCAGCUGGCGCUGCAGGAGAUGCGGCUGAGGGGCGUCCCGUGCACCGAGGCGCGCUCGUCGCCGCCGUCGGCGCCUUCGCCGGCGCGGGGGCGCCCGACCGCGCGCUCAAGACGUUCUACCGCGCGGUGCACGACCUGGGCUGCGCGCGCCCCACCGAACCGCGGCUCUACAACCACCUCAUCGACGCGCUGCUGCGGGAGAACAUGGUGGGGGCCGUCGCGCUGGUGUACGACAACAUGAGGAAGGACGGCGUGCGGCCCAACGUGUUCACCUACAACCUGCUCGUCAGGGCGCUGUGCCAGAACCACCGGAUCGGGGCCGCGCGCAAGAUGCUCGACGAAAUGGCCAGGAAGGGGUGUCCGCCAGAUGAUGUGACCUACGGCACCAUCGUCUCCAUGCUGUGCAAGCUUGGCAGGGUGGACGAGGCCACGGAGGUGCUGGCUGCGGCGCCGCCCGUGGCCGCCUCCUACAAUGCCAUCGUUCUAGCUCUCUGCAGAGAGCUCAGGAUGCAGGAGGUGUUCGCAGUUGUCGGCGACAUGGUGGGGAGGGGAGUGCAGCCUAAUGUCAUCACAUACACUACUAUAGUCGACGCGUUCUGCAAGGCCGGCGAGCUGAGGAUGGCGUGUGCCAUUCUGGCAAGGAUGGUGAUCACCGGAUGCACUCCAAAUGUUGCAACGUUCACUGCAUUGGUCAGAGGACUAUUUGAUGAUGGAAGGGUUCAUGACGCGCUAGACAUGUGGAAGUGGAUGGUGGCUGAAGGAUGGGCACCGUCGACGGUUUCCUACAAUGUUCUGAUCCGUGGCCUUUGCAGCGUUGGUGAUCUUAAGGGAGCAUCAUCUGUACUCAAUGGCAUGGAGCAACACGGCUGCUUUCCUAAUGCGAGGACCUACUCCACUCUUAUUGAUGGUUUCUCCAAAGCCGGGGACCUAGAUGGUGCCAUAUCAAUAUGGAGUGACAUGACAAGAUCUGGUUGCAAGCCAAACGUUGUUGUUUACACAAACAUGGUGGAUGUGUUUUGCAAGAAGCUGAUGUUUAAUCAGGCAGAGAGUCUUAUUGAUAAGAUGCUAUUGGAAAACUGUCCUCCCAACACAGUCACAUUCAACACGCUGAUCAGAAGUCUAUGCGAUUGCAGAAGAGUCGGGAGAGCUCUUGGUGUGUUCCAUGAGAUGAGAAGACAUGGAUGCCUGCCAAAUGGUAGGACGUAUAACGAGUUGCUCCAUGGUCUCUUUAGGGAGGGAAACUGUGGAGACGCUCUUCAAAUGGUGAUCGAGAUGCAAAACCAUGGUAUUGAGUUGAGUUUAGUAACAUACAACACUGUAGUAAGUGGUCUAUGUCAAAUGAGAAUGAGCAGAGAAGCCAUGUUUUUUGUGGGGAGGAUGAUAGUUCGAGGAAUUCAACCAGAUGCAUUCACUUUCACUGCGAUAAUUCAUGCUUAUUGCAAGGAAGGGGAAGUCAGGAUGGCCGCUUGGAUGUUUGGUGCGAUGAAUGUAGUGAACUGCGGUCGUAACAUACUAGUGUACACUAUUCUAAUUGCAGAGCUUUGCAAUCAAGAUAAGCUGGAAGAUGCCAUGGUGUACCUACUAAAGAUGUUAUAUGAAGGUAUAUAUCCAAAUACAGUGACAUGGAACGUUUUGGUCCGUGGAGUUUUUAGAAACCUUGGCUGCAAUGGUCCAAGUGAUUUCAUUCAACAUAUUGCCAUGGACAUAUCACAGGGACCUGAGGUUCAAUAUUGUGGUUCUUUGGCUUCCCAACGAAGGCAAAGUUGA